This is a messenger RNA of Galleria mellonella (greater wax moth), 3159 nucleotides long. RefSeq names its product zinc finger protein 271-like. Lineage: Eukaryota; Metazoa; Arthropoda; Insecta; Lepidoptera; Pyralidae. The coding region runs from base 187 to 1395 and encodes 402 amino acids. The transcript has 9 exons. Gene Ontology annotation, molecular function: DNA-binding transcription factor activity, RNA polymerase II-specific; zinc ion binding; RNA polymerase II transcription regulatory region sequence-specific DNA binding. Gene Ontology annotation, cellular component: nucleus. The record is from RefSeq and is a predicted model, not a curated record. Gene Ontology annotation, biological process: regulation of transcription by RNA polymerase II.
GCCUGAGAUAUUGGUUAUUUUGAGGGCAUAGAUGUUAUACAAACCUUUUUUAUUCGAAGUGACGUAGAUCUGAGUAUAUGUGUAUAUCUAUUUGAUUCGACUUUGGAGAAAUGUCAAAUUGUUUUAAAUUUUUUAUUUGUUGAGAAUGACUAUUUUAUUAUUAAAUAAUUAUUUAAUUAAUCAACGAUGAAUAAAAUUUGCAGAAUUUGUUUAGAAGAAGGAGUUUUAUCUUCAAUAUUUACUAAAAAUUUUAAUUUAUCUUUGUGUGAUAUGAUAGAAUAUUGCUGUAAAAUUAAAAUAUAUAAAAAUGAUGGUCUACCAGAACAGAUGUGCAGUAAUUGUGUCUACAAAUUGGGUAUUGCAUAUCAUUUUAAACAAACUUGUGAGAGUGCUGAUGUUCGAUUGAGACAAUAUCUGGGCCGGCAAAUACCUGAGAAAUCCAGUGAUGUUGCUGUGAUGACAGAUCCUAUUGUACCUACACAUGCAACUAUAAUAAAGAAAUGUAAAUGUAGACUGGGUCAACAGAGAAAAACCAGCACAAAUUACAAAAGAAAGCCAGAAUCUGAGAAGUUGAAACGUGGUCCAAAACCUAAACCUAAACAAACACACAGUUGUUACCAAUGUGACAAAGAAUUCAGAUGCCAAGCACAAUUAGAAACACAUGUCAGAACACAUACAGGAGACAAGCCAUUUACCUGUAUGUAUUGCCCACGCAGAUUCACACAGAAACAUAAUUUGACCAUACAUCUACGAGUACAUACUGGUGAAAAGCCAUUUCAGUGUGAAGUUUGCAGUAAAAGAUUUUCUGCACAAGGCAAUUUUCACGCACAUUUGAAAAUUCAUACAGGACAGAGAGAUCACGUAUGUUCUUUGUGCAAUAAAUCAUUUAUAACAUCCAGCGAAUUAACACGUCACAUGAGUAAACAUAGGGGAGUUAAAAAUUUCAAAUGUGACCUAUGUAAUGCUGCAUACAUACAUUCUAGGGAUUUAAAAUUACACAAAAUGAAAAAACAUGAUGUCGACAACAGUUCAAAAAUGCGUAAUGAAGGUUUUAACAAUACUAACAUUGAUAUUAUUGGAAUAGAUGUUGGGAAGGAUGUACCACCUAUGCCCUUGAAUCCUACGAAGGAAGUUAACCAUCACAUACAGCAACUUAUUAAUGAGAAGCCUCAACCGAUUCUGUCUGAACACAAUACAUUGUUGCCAUUUGACCAUAGAGUUUUAAAAGAUGUUUAUAACAGUCACAACCCUUACACUAAUAGUAAAAAUGUAAUAGAGAGUCACAAUUGCGCUGUCUGCGGAGAGGGAUUCGAGUAUUUAGCAGCUCUUGCACAGCAUCACUUACAGUAUCAUAAAGGUUAUGAAACAUUACAAUCAAAGACUUAUAAUAACUAGUAGCACCAACUGUACUAGUAAUAAUAAUGUGUUCCUAUAUAUUUUUCUGUAAUGUACUAGAGGUAGGCAGCAAGGAAAUUUCAUUGUUUUCAAUUAAUAGAUUGAAUAAGUCAUUUUCUGCACUAAUUCUGUUACUAGUGAUAUAUAUAAGUAUAAAAAUAAGAUAAAUAUUAUUAUUUAAUGAAUUUCAAGUAUUAUUUAUUGUAUGUGAUAACAAUAAUAAAUAUGAGUAAUACAUCUUUUACUUGUUACCAAAUCAUUCAUGCCAUUCACAUGUGACACUCCCAGUAUUGCAGGUAUCUAUGAGUUACUACAACCAUUCACCAUGAGACAAGCUAUAUAUUUUUUGCUACGCAAAAUUCUAUUUUUAUGAUAGUUUUGUAUUGCCUGUCUUGGCAAAUGUUACUAUCCUAUAACUAAAUGUCAUUGUCAAUUAUAAUUCAUAUAAAAAUGUAUUAAAUAUAAUAAAUAAAUCAAGGUAAAUAACACAGAAAAAAAUGGUGCCAAUUGGAGAGAUAGGUAAUGAAAUUUUACUGAUCUCUUGAACAAGGCAAAAGAUUGCGCAAUCUAAUAGAAAAAGGUAAAAGACUACUGGAUUGUGUGCUGUUAACUUACACAGAAUAUUUAGAAUUAUUUUUACUAUUUUCUAUUAGGUGUAGUAUUAGCUUUGCCAUCAGCAAUAGGGAUAUAAAAAGAUGUAAAUAUAUUUAAAUUAUUUAUUAAAACAAUUACAUUAACAUAUUUAUUUGCACUAGUUGAUCAAGUCUAUUGUUAUAUCAUUUAGCGAACUGGGACCCAAGGUUCAAGAAUGUCACCGAUUUUCUUUCUUUCUGUAAAAAUACCAUAGCAUACAGUUAUAUAUAGGCAAUUAGAAAAUUAACUAAGAUAUAUAAUGAAUUAAAAUAAUCUUACUAAUAUAAAUAUGGAAGAUUGUUUGUUAUUGAUUGUUUAUUGUUAAACUUUUGGCACUAACAGUGCAAUCAUUUUUUAAUUCUAAAUAGUAUGUGUAAUACUAUUUAAUAAUAAAAGGGACAUAAGUUACUCUUUUUCUGGCCAAUCAAAGUUGUAGGUACAGACUAGACAUUUGAAUUAAGAAGUAUACUUAUUAUUUUAAAUGACCACACAUGGAAAUGAAAUUUAUUUGCCAGAAACAUUGUAGAUAAGAUGUUGCAUUUGUCAAGUUUUCCAUUAUGUUUCGCCACAUCAAAUGGUAUGCAAAUAUUAACCAUUGAAUUUAUCUACAUGUAUGGUUCUUUUAUAUAGGUAAUUUACAUAUUUAUUUAAUUUCGUAAUUUAUAUAUAUAUAGUUGAAGGAAUGAAAGCGCCUUUUAAAGUGAUAGUUUUUAUCAUUUUUAUACCAUGGUUAUAAUGGGUUUUUUUAUUAAUUCUAAUAAAAAUCAAAUUUUUUAACAAAUUUUAAAAGGUACAAAAAAAUUACUGACCUAAUAUGGUACCCGAAUAUCGAGUAUAAUGUGCAUAUAAUAUUAAAUGUAACAUAUAUACCUGGCUCUGGGAAGUCUUCUGGGUGCAAUUCAACAUAAUGUCUGUAUACAGCAUCUUUCUCAGCAAAAUAUUCAUCUCGUUUCUUCUGUACAUAUGUUAAUAAAGCAGUUAUUCCACCAGCCAAUAGAACAUGCUUUUGUAUACCUAAAAAUAUUGUACAUUUUUUCUGUAUUAUUGCACUUAUAUAAACUUAUUAUUUUAUUUCUAAUUUUAAAGAUUUUCCUUAUGUGGUUUGCAUAGUAAACAUUGUUUUGUUUCCUA